GUUAAAAAGGGUGUAGUAAGAGUACAUGUUAAACAGAAUCUAGUCAUGCAAGCUAUAUCUGGUCUUCUACUGGCCCUAGCCAUCAUCAGUGCAGCAGCAGCCAUUAAUGAAGGAAAAUCACCUUCUGUAAUUACUGAAGAGAAGGUUAAUGAUACUCUGGUAAGAUCAGUAUAUCUUCAAAUAUUACGUGGUAGAGAUGGUCGUGAUGGACUACCAGGAAGAGAUGGAGUGAAAGGAGAGAGAGGAGAUAAGGGAGAGAAAGGAGAGAAAGGAGAAAAAGGUGAAACUGGAAUCACUAGUGCUAAAAGUGGAGGAGUAGUGUACACUCGUUGGGGAAGGAAGUCCUGUCCUACUGGAGCUCAACUA
Messenger RNA from Amphimedon queenslandica, 366 nucleotides. RefSeq names its product collagen triple helix repeat-containing protein 1-like. The annotation marks the transcript as partial. The record is from RefSeq and is a predicted model, not a curated record. The transcript is spliced from 2 exons. NCBI's taxonomy places the organism in Eukaryota, Metazoa, Porifera, Demospongiae, Haplosclerida, Niphatidae.